AUGAGUGAUAAGCCAGACUUGUCAGAAGUGGAGAAAUUUGACAGAUCCAAACUGAAGAAAACUAAUACUGAAGAAAAAAAUACUCUUCCUUUGAAGAAAA
This is a messenger RNA of Tupaia belangeri chinensis (Chinese tree shrew), 100 nucleotides long. RefSeq names its product thymosin beta-15A. The transcript has a single exon. The annotation marks the transcript as partial. The record is from RefSeq and is a predicted model, not a curated record. Gene Ontology annotation, cellular component: cytoplasm. Gene Ontology annotation, molecular function: actin monomer binding. Gene Ontology annotation, biological process: actin filament organization; regulation of cell migration. NCBI's taxonomy places the organism in Eukaryota, Metazoa, Chordata, Mammalia, Scandentia, Tupaiidae.